Cervus elaphus (red deer) is the source of this 5307-nucleotide messenger RNA. It is a transcript of the gene KDM4B, whose product is annotated as lysine demethylase 4B. Gene Ontology annotation, cellular component: nucleus. Gene Ontology annotation, biological process: chromatin remodeling. Lineage: Eukaryota; Metazoa; Chordata; Mammalia; Artiodactyla; Cervidae. Gene Ontology annotation, molecular function: histone H3K9 demethylase activity; zinc ion binding. The transcript is spliced from 24 exons. The record is from RefSeq and is a predicted model, not a curated record. Bases 262 to 3603 code for a protein of 1113 amino acids.
CGGGGCGCUCGCGGAGGGCUCGGCCGCCAGCGACCGAGCGGGGCCCGGCCCGAGUAGGGCCUGGGGGUGCGACGCCGAGGGCGGGGGAGCGCGCGCCGCUUCUCCGGACCGAGCCGCGCGCGCCGCCUCAGAAACCAUCGCCAUUGCUGAAACCCAGCAGAAACCCUAAGAGAAGCCACUUACUGGACUGUUGUUCUCUGCGGCCUCACUCCCCACGACCGACCAGGAACCGUGAAGUGUGGCCAUCCCUCUGCCGCAGCCAUGGGGUCUGAGGAUCAUGGGGCCCAGAACCCGAGCUGUAAGAUCAUGACGUUCCGCCCAACCAUGGAGGAGUUCAAGGACUUCAACAAAUAUGUGGCCUACAUCGAGUCCCAGGGGGCCCACCGGGCGGGCCUGGCCAAGAUCAUCCCCCCAAAGGAGUGGAAGCCGCGGCAGACGUACGACGACAUCGAUGACGUGGUGAUCCCAGCGCCCAUCCAGCAGGUGGUGACCGGCCAGUCGGGCCUCUUCACACAGUACAACAUCCAGAAGAAGGCCAUGACGGUCGGCGAGUACCGGCGCCUGGCCAACAGCGAGAAGUACUGCACCCCCCGACACCAGGACUUCGACGACCUGGAGCGCAAGUACUGGAAGAACCUGACGUUCGUGUCACCCAUCUACGGGGCCGACAUCAGCGGCUCCUUGUACGAUGACGACGUGGCCCAGUGGAACAUCGGGAACCUGCGGACCAUCCUGGACAUGGUGGAGCGUGAGUGCGGCACCAUCAUCGAGGGCGUUAACACGCCCUACCUGUACUUCGGCAUGUGGAAGACCACCUUCGCCUGGCACACGGAGGACAUGGACCUGUAUAGCAUCAACUACCUGCACUUCGGGGAGCCCAAGUCCUGGUAUGCCAUCCCCCCGGAGCACGGCAAGCGCCUGGAGCGGCUGGCCAUCGGCUUCUUCCCCGGAAGCUCCCAGGGCUGCGAUGCCUUCCUUCGGCACAAGAUGACCCUCAUCUCGCCCAUUAUCCUCAAGAAGUACGGGAUCCCGUUCAGCCGGAUCACCCAGGAGGCGGGGGAGUUCAUGAUCACGUUCCCCUACGGCUACCAUGCUGGCUUCAACCACGGAUUCAACUGCGCCGAGUCCACCAACUUUGCCACACUGCGGUGGAUCGAUUAUGGCAAGGUGGCCACCCAGUGCACGUGCCGGAAGGACAUGGUCAAGAUCUCCAUGGACGUCUUCGUGCGCAUUCUGCAGCCGGAGCGCUACGAGCUGUGGAAGCAGGGCAAAGACCUGACGGUGCUGGACCACACGCGGCCCACGGCCCUGAGCAGCCCAGAGCUGAGUACCUGGAGCGCCUCCCGGGCCUCCCUCAAGGCCAAGCUCCUGCGCAGACAAAUUAGUCUGAAGGAAAACAGACACUGGAAAAAGACUGAGGAGGAGAGAAAACCCAGUCUAGAGAGGAAGAAAGAGCAGACCCGGAGGCCGGGGCUCUCGUCUCACCGGAAAAGGAGCCAGCCCAAGAAGCCCAAGCCCGACGACCCCAGGUCUCCUGGAGAGGGGGCAGCCGGGGCAGCCCUCCUGGAGGAGGCAGGAGGCAGUGCGAAAGAGGAGGCGGCACCGGAGGAGGAGGAGGAGGAGGAAGCCCAGCUGCUGCCACAGGGCCGGGAGGCCGAGGGCUCAGAAGAGGACGGGAGGGGCAAGCUGCGGCUGGCCAAGGCCAAGAGUGACCGGAAGAAGAAGAGCUACGGCUCCCUGCACCCCCACCACCCGCUGCUGCCACCGCCCCCGUCCACCCAGUUCACCGAGGAGGCGCCCUUGCUGGAGAUCCCGGGACCGGCCCCUGGCCUUGAGGCUGCCGAGGAGAGCCCCCUGCCACCGCCCCUCAAUGUGGUGCCCCCCAAGGCCCCCGGCGAGGAGCCAGAGGCAAAGCCACGCCCUGUCAUCCCCAUGCUGUAUGUGGUACCUCGGCCUGGCCCUACCGGCCACAAGGGCCGUGUGUCCUGCCAGCAGGCCUCGGAGCACUUUGCCCAGAAGGGCCCCAGCUGGAAGGAGCAGGCCACCCCCAUGGAGCUGACGGGGCCUGAGGAGGAGAGCGGAGCCAGCGAGGGGCAGAAUCCGUCCACCUUUUCCAAGUUGAAAAUGGAGAUCAAGAAGAGCCGGCGCCACCCCCUGGGCAGGCCGCCCACCCGGUCCCCACUGUCCGUGGUCAAGCAGGAGGCCUCGAGUGACGAGGAAGCCUUCCCUUUCUCUGGGGACGAGGACGUGGGUGACCCUGAGGCCUUGAGGUCGUUGCUGUCCCUGCAGUGGAAGAACAAGGCGUCCAACUUCCAGGCCGAGAGGAAGUUCAAUGCGGCAGCCGCCCUGACGGAACCCUACUGCGCCAUCUGCACGCUCUUCUACCCGUACAGCCAGUCCCUGCAGACUGAGAAGGAGGCUCCCCAGGCCGCCCUCGGGGAGGGCCCCUCGGCCAUCCCACCUUCCAGAAGCGGCCAGAAGACGCGGCCGCUGAUCCCCGAGAUGUGUUUCACGGCCAGCGGGGAGAACACAGAGCCACUCCCCGCCAACUCCUACAUCGGCGAUGACGGGACCAGCCCGCUGAUCGCCUGUGCCAAGUGCUGCCUGCAGGUCCAUGCCAGUUGCUACGGCAUCCGCCCGGAGCUGGUCAACGAGGGCUGGACGUGUUCCCGGUGCACGGCCCACGCCUGGACUGCGGAGUGCUGCCUAUGCAACCUCCGGGGAGGCGCCCUGCAGAUGACGACCGACCGGAGGUGGGUCCACGUGAUCUGUGCCAUCGCCGUCCCAGAAGUGCGGUUCCUGAACGUGAUGGAGCGCCAUCCGGUGGACAUCAGCGGCAUUCCCGAGCAGCGGUGGAAGCUGAAAUGUGUGUACUGCCGGAAACGGAUGAAGAAGGUGUCAGGCGCCUGCAUCCAGUGCUCCUGCGAGCACUGCUCCACCUCCUUCCAUGUGACCUGUGCCCACGCCGCCGGUGUCCUCAUGGAGCCGGACGACUGGCCCUAUGUCGUCUCCAUCACCUGCUUCAAGCACAAGUCGGGGGGCCACAACGUCCAGGUCAUGAGGGCCGUGUCCUUAGGCCAGGUGGUCAUCACCAAGAACCGCAACGGGCUUUACUACCGGUGCCGCGUCAUCGGCACCACCACGCAGACCUUCUACGAAGUGAACUUUGAUGACGGGUCCUACAGCGACAACCUGUAUCCAGAGAGCAUCACUAGUAGAGACUGUGCCCGCUUGGGCCCGCCACCCGAGGGCGAGUUUGUGGAGCUCCGGUGGACUGACGGCAACCUCUACAGGGCCAAAUUCAUUUCCUCUGUGACCAGCCACAUCUAUCAGGUGGAGUUCGAGGAUGGGUCCCAGCUGACGGUGAAGCGUGGUGACAUCUUCACCCUGGACGAGGAGCUCCCCAAGAGGGUCCGGUCCCGGCUGUCGGUCAGCACAGGAGCCCCGCAGGAGAGUGUCUUCUCCGGAGAGGAGGUGAAGGCCGCCAAGCGCCCUCGGGUGGGCACCCCUCGCGCCGCAGAGGACUCAGGGCGGAACCCGGACUACCCGGCCUUCAUGGAGAGCCUGCUGCAGGCGCAGUGCUGGCCCGGAGCGCCCUACUAGGACCGCCGGCCGCCCGUGAGCCCUUGGCCCAGCAAGGCAGGCGCGGCGGGCCCUGGCGCUUGCUUGCUGUGAAUCCCUGUCCUCGCCUCCCAGCCCGAGAGGCUACCUCGGCGACAGGAGCGAGCAGGACGCCGCACGCGCCCCCGGACUCAGGGAGCAGGGCCACGCGGGCUCUGGGGGCCGGCGGGGGUGCGCGCGCCACCCCCUUGACCCAGAUUCGUAAACCACGUAAGCUCUUCUUCUCGUAAAAGGUGCUACUGCAUUGCCUGCCUCCUGAGCAGCCGUGGAGAUUGUGACUUCUGUACAUACAUCACCUUUGUGAGGUUCUUUCUAUAAAUACCUAUUGUUUAAAAAAAAAAUGCAAGAAAAAAAAAGGAAAAGGAAAAAUCACACCCCAAAGUUGUUUUCUAGAUUUGUGGCUUUAAAAACAAAACGAAAUGAAACAAAAUGUCCUUUUUCUCAGAACCCGGUGAGCUGCCCAAGAUAAAAGCAGCUCAGCUUUUUGUUUGUUGUGUUUUCUGGUCCCGAGCGAGCGGUGGGGAUGCGCUGUAGCAGCGGUGAGGCCGGGGGGCACGGGGAGGCGCGGGCAGGACGCCUGGGCACCCCUGACGGUGGCGCCAGGUCACUCACUGUCUCCCGGUCGUGAGAUUGAGCAGGUCUGGGCCGCUGGCACUGCGCGGCCAGCACGCAGCGGGACGAGGCUGGCAGCUCCUCUGGUGGCCUCCCCCAGCCCCCCGCGUGGCCUUUUGCAAAAUAAAUGCUCUCUCUUCUGGUGGCUCCAUCUUUUGCUUCUUCCCCCGGGAAGAACCAUCUCCCAGCUGAGGCCGCGGGUGGGCGGCCCUCAGGGGUCUGGCUGCAGCUCACACAUGUGCAAGGGGUCUUCCCCAACCCCGAGGGGCUGGUACAUCCUGUAUGAUCUCUGUGACGCGUGGAUUUGUGUGUCUGGGAGAGAGAGCUCUCUAGAGGGAAUUACGGCUUUCAGCUCGGAGGAAAUCUGCCCCAGAAGGCUUGUGGGCUGAAUUUCCAGGCAGAAAAACAUGUUCCUCAUUCUGGGCUGGGGGAGGAACGGUGCCCCCCACCACAUCUCAGCCACGCCGUGGUCCCUGCAGAGGAGUUGAGAGCGUCAUUUGCUUGUAUAAAGAUUUUUUAAGUUUAAAAAAGAGGCUCUAACAGUUGCCAGGCCAGAGAGAACCAAGUAAAGUGGAGAGAAACUUCCUUGGUGGGGGGAAGGGCAGGUGCCCUAGAGGGGCGGGCGGGGCGGCGGGAGGUGCCGGGGAGUCAGCGGAAUGUGGGGGUUCCCUCUGCAUGCAGCAGGCCCCUGCCCCGGGGCGCUGUCCCUGUGUUCAUAUGUAGUUUGAAAAUGCUAUUUAUAUUGUAAAGAAAAUAAAAAGAAGCAGGCAGACGCCCCUGUGGCUCCGGGUCGGGCAGGUGGGCCACCCCCGUGGCCAGUCCCUCAGGGUUCCACCCCAUCCAUGGUGGGUUCCUGGACCACUUGUGCAGACAGGCAGUGGCGCAGCAGAGGGGGAGCGCGCUUUCCCCAUGAAGGUAUAUCUGUGUCUAUGUGUGAAAGCAAGAAACACAAACUCCCACCCACCCUGGUUUUUUUCCACCUGAGAUGAAGGAUGCGCUGUAUUUUUGCCUAACUCCCCUGCCUCUAGGUUCAUAAUGAAUUAAAGGCUCGUGAGCACUGCGAUUACAGCUCCA